This is a messenger RNA of Monomorium pharaonis (pharaoh ant), 3040 nucleotides long. RefSeq names its product zinc finger protein 37 homolog. Bases 375 to 1829 code for a protein of 484 amino acids. Gene Ontology annotation, cellular component: nucleus. Gene Ontology annotation, biological process: regulation of transcription by RNA polymerase II. The record is from RefSeq and is a predicted model, not a curated record. Gene Ontology annotation, molecular function: protein binding. NCBI's taxonomy places the organism in Eukaryota, Metazoa, Arthropoda, Insecta, Hymenoptera, Formicidae. The transcript has 6 exons.
GUAAUGUCGUGCGUAAUGACGAACGAUCGACGCGGCUGCAGGCCUCCUCUUCCUCGGCGUGUCGACGCAACCGAGUGUGAACCCCGCGUAAUAUCUCCCCGGUGAAAAUAAGGGGUGUCGGAGUAAACACCCGAUAGCCUUAGGCCGUCCCGAUUGAAUUUUGCCAAUUCGAUUAGCGCGCGGGUGAAUCGUGCUCCGGCUGCAUGCAACGGCGGGAGUGACAUACGACGACGACGGUGGCGGCGAGUUGUCACACGUUGCGCGACUUCUUAUCGGCCUGCAUUGAUCUGUACGCGGGCGGCGACGACCAGGGAAAGCGUGGCCAGGGAAACGUUGCUCGACACUCUCGACGAUCCCCGCGAGAUACCCCUCGGAUGAUGCAGUAUCAAAAGAUGGCUAUCGCCGCCUCGGAGAAUUAUCAGCUCAAAUGGCACAGCUAUGGAGCGCAUCUGCACAGCUCCGUCGCAACUCUACUGCACUCGGAAUCCUUCGCGGACGUUCUUCUGGCGACGUCCUGCGGCCGGCACGUGGCCGCUCAUCGAUUCGUCCUCGCGGCCUGCUCAUCUUACCUCAGCCAUAUUUUCCAGACGUGCCACUUCGGCGCGAACACCAACGCACCGAUAAUCGUGGUGUUGCCUACGGAGAUCGGAUAUCGCACGUUAAAAAUCCUAAUACAGUACAUGUACAGCGGCGAGGCCACCGUGACGAAUGACCAGCUGGAGGGAGUCCUGAAGGCCGGCGACAUCCUACGUGUGCGCGGAUUGUGGAGAUCGAACACCGGCAGCAGCAGCAAGAAGGAGAACAUACAGUCGAAUAAUCAGAAGAUCGACCGUGACAAGCGGGAGACGUCGCAGCUAGCCGGGCAGAUACAAAAGAUCAAACUGGUGCAACCGACCCCGCCGGAGAAGGUAAUCGAGAACGUGCAACAGGCGGCCACGGCGGCGUGCCAGAACAUACAGCUCGCGAAGCCGGUCGAAAGGAAGAGCACCGAGAAGAUCGAGGACAAGACGACCAACGAGUCCAACGAGGUCAAGAAGGUCUCAGAGGAGAAGAGUAAUGAGCAGAGCAAGACGAACAAGGAGAAUCUUGAGACGACGAACGGCAAGAAGAAGAAGAGCGUCGGCAGCGACGUCGAGUCGAAUAAGUCGAAGAGCGAAGGUGGCGAAAACACUGAACUAAAUCUCGAACUGUUAGUGAAGGACGAGCCGAUCGAUUGGGAAGAGACGAUCGAUCCAUCGGAAUCGCUCACGAUAGACCAUGAGAUCGAUAUCAAACCAGAAAUCGUGCACAGCGCGGACGAGGAUGGCGAUAUGGAGGAGGAGGAGUAUACACCGCUGACAUGCGACAUGUGCAGUCAAACGUUUAACAGACCGUCGGAUUGGGUGAGGCACAUAGAGUUCACGCACGCUGACAUGACCGAAAAUCGGAGAAAGAAACGAAAGGACGACAUAAACGACGACAGCAAGGACUUCCCGCCCUUGAAAUGCGAUCUGUGCGGUAACAUGUAUUCCACGCCGCAGGAGUGGGUGCGCCACAUACAAACGGAGCACACGGAGGAGCAGCUGGCCUUGAUGAACAACUCUGCACCCCCGAAGCCGAAGAGGGUUCACAAUCACCAAAAGUUGUGCAACAUAUGUCAAAAGGAGUUCCCGAGUCACGCCUCGAUGGUCAUCCACCAGAGAACGCAUACGGGCGAAAAGCCUUUUCUCUGCUCCUAUUGUAAAAAAGGCUUCAACGUAAAGAGCAACCUACUGAGGCAUUUAAGGACACUGCAUGACAAAUAUGUACAUCCUAGCUUAUACGGAAGUAAUGGUAGCACGAACGCUUAAAGACCCUUUACAUUUCUUUCCGACGAUACAUGUACAUAUACAUAUGUGUACAUAAAAUACAUAUAUGUAUAUGCAUGUAUAUGUAUAUAAAUCGUCUUGCAUGGCGUCUCAGUCGUGGAGAGACCAUACAGUAUCUUAUGUAUAUUCAUUAUUGUGACUACGUAGACUGAACGCGUAUCUAUAACGUAUAAAUGGAUGCCAAAUCGGAGCAAGACAUGACGACGAAAACUAAUCGAGUGAAGAUCUGUGUGAGUCUCCAUCGAGAGAGCAUAACUGAGCAUAUUUUAAAAAUUCACAAUAUGCAUAUUGGAGAGAAAUCUAUAUACAAACUAUUUUUUCUAAAGGCUAGCUGUCGCAUUCUUUAUAUAGCAAUCUUCUUUUUAAUAAUGUGUAUAAAAUAAAAUAAUAGAACUCCUCUCGUCAAACGAUAACUUUUGAUUGAGUUGAAACAAGAAAGCAAUAUCAGGGUCUUGAUACCAAAGAGGCUGAUUAAUAUUGCCAAAAUGUCUCAUUUGAAUGUUUUAAAUCUUCUUUUCUUCCUCUCUUAAAUGUAGUGCACGUAUAAAGUUAUUUGUUAAAAAAAAAAAUUAUUUAAGAACAAAGAGGACAAAUGACGAAUGAUUUUACUAUUUGUAGAGACCUGUCGAGGAGUGCUUGCGUGUAAAAUAAUUCUUAUAGUAUAAAUCGAUAUUUAAUGAUUAAACAUUGACUUAAUUACUUAGAGUAAUUAUAGGUUAAUCCAAAUUAUGUAAGAUUUUACUGUAUACUAUUUCUAGGCUAUUCCAUCCAUGAUAGCCCUCUUAUUCCCUCAGCUCGUAAGUUAAUUAUGUAUUUUUAUAUUAAAGUAGCGUAUACACACGACAAACAUAUAAAAAGUAAGAUACUUGCAUCAAGCAAAACUUGAAAUUUCGAUCUAAGCUAGGAUAUAAGAAUAACCUAUAAAACAUUCAAAAUUUAUCAAAUUUUUUGAAAAUAUAUUGAGUUCUUCUUACAUAUAAAAAAAAGAACAAUGCGAUAUUAUCAAAAUACUGUCACAGUCUCCGGAACAUUAAUAAUGUGAAUAUUGAUUAAGAGGAUGACACCAUUUUGCUAUACUAAUCAUCGUGUCACUCUACCAUAAAUUUUAGUGUCAAUUCUGCAUUGCGCUAGCACUGUGACGAGCCAAAUAACAACAUUUAAAUGUAAAAUUAAAAUAAUAUAUUAUCUUAAAA